AAACUGUAAAGAAGCGUGAAAAGCAAAAACAAAAACGCAAAACAACAGAAGUAAAACACCCCAAAACGAUAAAGUUUAAAUUACCAUUUAUAGCGCAAAUGUAAAUGUAAGCACAAAUGGGGACAUUUUGAGAACGAACGCAUCAAGCGCAUGUUGUCAACUGUCCUAAAGCAACAGCAACAGGAACAGCACAACAACAAAAAGCAAAAACUAACUACAAACAAUAACAUAAAAACAUUGCCAUCUCACCAUUACUAAAUACUAUAAUCAACCUUAUUUCACUUACACAUCGCCAACGCGGACGCCGUAGCCUUCGACUUCGACUUCGACUUUGUGACUUCGCCAACGUCCAUCGUCAUAAUAAUACCAUAGAAGUGACGUUAAGACAGUGACCAUCAGCGUAACACUCGCAACAUAGUAUUGCUGCCACAUAAACAAACAUUCAAACAUACAUACAUGUACAUAAACAACACACUACAUUGAAUAUAACAGUAAGAAAGGCAAGAAGAAUUACCACACUCAAUUGUAUAGCCGCCGCAUUUGCCGCAAAACAAAAAAAAAAAACAUCAUAAAAUGUUGCAAGACACCAAUAGUACCGCCAUACAGCCAAAAGUCGUUGUAAUUCGACGACGUCCGAAUCAAGGUUUCGGUUUUACGCUGCGUCAUUUCAUUGCCUACCCACCGGAAGAUGAUCCCUCUUGGCCACAGGAAGCAUCUGAUCCGUACCACCACCAAGUGAAAGCUAUGGAAACCAUUUUCAUAAAAGAAGUUCAAACGAACGGACCUGCUCACUACGCCAACCUGCAGACGGGCGAUCGCGUUCUAAUGGUGAACAACACACCCAUCGCUGGUCUAACAUACAGUACAAUCGUGUCGAUGAUCAAACAAACGCCUUCAGUGUUGACGUUGCAUGUGGUGCCCAAGGAGUGCGACGUACUGCAGAUGCACUACACCAGCAUUGCGCACACACCAGAAACAAAUCGUCUUGCCACAGCGCCUCGACCCAUACCAUCGCCCGUAACUGUGGGCAAUGGUAAUGCAGCUGGCGCAUUAAUACCAAUCACACCAGCUGCUGCAUCUGCAUCUGCAUCUACUACAAAAUCAUUUUCACACCAACAGCAAUUGAUCUCAUAUCCACCGCUGAGCGGUGGCAAUGGUAGUGGUGGAGGUGGAGUUAUUGGCGCCGGAGGAAAGGCUAGUCGUUCGGGCAGUAUUACAAGCUCUGGUAGCAGUAGCUUCCGCCCCACACUGGUGGGGAGCGGCGGCGAAUUUGUUGAUAUGUCAUCGCAGGGACUGCACCAGCAUAGCGGACGUUUGCUGAUACGAGACGAUGGCGGCGGAGGCUUUCUGUCGCGCUCCCAACCGCCGCCCAAUUUGACAGUAUUAUCGCGACAUCAACAACAACAACAACAACACCAUCAGCAACAACAACACCAACUCUACCACUCACAAUCGGCUGCUAUUGCUGCAGCUGCAGCUAAUUCAGCCUUCUAUGCUCCCGCUUCGAGUGUCGGCGCUGUUGACACCAGCGAAUUGAUGAUACGCCUACGUGAGUCGAUCAAACAGAAAGAGGAAUUCCUUAAAUCACCGCUGCCACACACGCACGCCACAUUGCACAGCAUUCCCGCUGUGGGCCACACAGCCCAACAACAUUUCUUCCCGCCGCACACACCACCGUCGGGCAGCCCGCAAUUGUCUAUGGUGUCGACGACAUCCACAUCGGCCGGUUCAUCAGUGCUGAGCAGCAUAGGCGGCGGCGGGCCGACGACGGCGACACCAACGGCAUCGGCGCGUGGUCAGGUGCGUACACUCGUUAAGCAACCACUAUCGGCGACGUCCUCAUCGGCGUCCAGUACGCGUGAGUUGCUGCCCGCCAACGUCGUCAGCGCAGUUGAAAUGCAUCACUACUACGGCAGUGUAUGCGGCAGUGGUAGUGGCAAAAACCACGUCACGAAUGUCGGUGGUGGCGGCAAUUAUAUUAGCGUGGAGAGUGCGAUGAGUCGUGGCGGAGUGGCAGCAAGUGCGGCUGCAAGUGUGAGUGGUGGUGGUAUUAGAGCUGCGCCUGUUGGUAGUGCUGGUAGUGGAGAUUCGCUUGCAGCGCGACGAGCCGCAGGCAGCGGUAGUGCAGGCGCCAGUAGUGCGAAUAACAACAACGGCAUGGGUGAAAAAUACGCGAAGGAUUUGGAUUAUUUGGAAACGCUGCAAGAGACUGGUGUCACCAACAAAGUUUUCGAGCGUAAACUCGUCUCUCACCUGGCCAAGGGUUUUGAUCCCUUCCAACCGCUUUCCAUUAAUACAAACGCCUGUGUGGAGCCCAACACUACAGCCGGCAAUGUGGUGCUGAUAAAGAAACCCACAGUGCUCUACGAAUCGCUGCAACAUCAUCCGUUGCAUCAGCUACAGGUACAACAACUGCAACACACACAGCAAGCGCAGACGUCACAUGCGCCCAUGCAAUUGUCCAAAAUGCAACAACACCAACAGCAACAGCAGCAGCAUGUGACCGGCAGCGUUGUAGAUGGUGCGCAAUACAGCCGCAUGGAGAUACACAAGGCCAGUUUGGCCACGACGACCAUCGAUCAUGCGCCGCCAAAAUACACCAGUAAAUUACCGGAAGCUCUUGGAUCAGCAGCAACGGCGGCGGCUGCGGUGGCUGAACCAAAACCGGCACUCACUGAUAUUGCUGAAAGCAACGAGGUGCCAGUGAACGUCCAAGUAGCACCAACAGCUGCUGGCGCUUCCGAUGGCAGCGGUGGUGCAGCAGUGGUGCGUCGCUUUAAGCCGAUGUCCUCAUUUGAUGAUAGCAAACCGAUGCGACGCAUCUCAUAUCUACGCGCCACUAACAAUGAGGCCGACUAUUCAGCAUCGGACACGUCCAUCACAUCGCUGACGGGGCUGAAUAGCAGCGGAGUUGGUAUUGGCGCACCGCCACUCAUCGAAGUGACAUCUAAACAAUCAUCGUUCGAUGACGACGACGAUCCUACUUACGAUGUUGUAGCUGGUGAUGAACGCGAAACUAUACAAACAACUGCCGAAUUAUUGGCGGCUACGGCACAGCAGGAACAGUUGGAGCAGCAGCAACAGCAUUUAAAAGAUAGAGCGAGUGUCACUGCUGAGGCGGCAAUUGUGGCGGCGGUGACGGCUGCAGGUGUUGGUGGUGGUGCCGCGGCGGCUAUAAGUGAAAGUAGACGCGAAUCGGUGAAUAGUGAAAUACGAAAUAGCGUUCACAUUGACGAUGUAAUCGCAGACAUAAAUGGCAAAUUGGAGACAAAGGAUGUGGCUACCGAAAUGGAAGUGUUCGAAACUGAAAUGGAGAUUAAGUCGUCGUGCAUCAAUGGAAAGCGUCUCUCGGAUUAUCGUUCUUGGCGACAAGUGAAAAUCGAAAUCAAAGGCGACAUUCUACGCAUCUAUCCAGGUCGGAGUUGCAAGGAGAGCAAUAUGAUAGAACUCGAUAUUAGAAAUUUCAAAAUCUUCGAUGAAUCGGUCGACAAAAAGAAAUCCUACAUGUUCCGCAUGCAAUCGAAACCAACGCAAAUCGCCACAUUGGGCAAUGAGCUAAAUUUGGAUGAUGUACCCGAGAAGCUGACUUCGUCGGGUAGCAGUGCGUCCACAUCAGCAUCGCAUGUGGAGCCACAAUAUCACCAGCCCCAUCAACAACCAACUGAAAUAUUAUUCAAAACGAAAAGCAUGACGGAAAUGAAACGUAUUUUCGGCUUAUUGCAAUGGAAAAAUAGUUUAAUUUAUGACGAUAGUGAUCUACAAGGCAGGCAAUUGGCUGAGCCACAGAAAACCGCGGCUAUCUCUAGCAUGCCAACAGCAACAUACUGUGAUGAUAACGUACAACAACAGCAACACCUACACCAACAAUUACUACCAGAUUAUUCACCAUUAAGCACAACGUCACGUGGCGGCGAUUCAGAGAUCAUAUCUGAUUCGAUUUCGCCUGUGAUGAAAACGCGCAAAUCAUCUUCACACAAAAAUAUACCUGACAAAGAUUUAGGUUCACCAAAAGCUAAAAAUUGGAAAGAUUUAUUAUUUAGACGCGGUGGCGGCAGUAGUAGCAGCCACAAUGCGGAUAUUUCACCAUCAAGUCUAGCCUCUGGCGGCAAGACGACUGGUUCGAUAGGCGUGCCCUUAAAAGCGUGUCCGAUGUCUAAGAACAACGAAUAUGUGCCGCUUUUGGUAGACGUUUGCACAAAUAUUGUUGAAACGAAAGGACUCGGCGUCGUAGGUAUUUAUCGCAUACCUGGCAAUAAGGCUGCCAUUUCCGAACUAUCGGAGCAGGUUAACAAAUCGGACUUUUGCUGGGACCGUUGCAAUACCGACGUCAGGUGGGAAGACGUGAAUGUGGUGUCGAGCCUGCUAAAGCAAUUCAUACGCAAUCUGCCUGAUGCAUUGCUGCCAUGUUCCUUUUAUAUUAAUUUCAUUGAAGCCGAUAAGAAGACGGGCUUGGAGCGAUUGAAAGAUCUCAAGGAAUUACUGAGCUCUCUGCCGCCUUACUCAUAUGAAACACUGAAACAUUUGAUACGGCAUUUGAGUCGUGUGAGCAAGAAAUGUGAUGUGAAUUUGAUGGAACCAAAGAAUCUGGCAAUCAUAUUCGGUCCAUCGAUUAUACGCACACCAAACGAUACGCUCGAGAUAGCGGUGAAAGAUAUGAAGCAUCAGUGUCGCAUUGUAGAGCUGCUCGUGACGCAGUACGACUAUUUCUUUGAGAAUGGCCCCCUGCCCGAUCUGGCGGACGUCACUGGCAAUACUCCCAUUGCGUCGACCUCCAGUUCGGCUUCGGGCGCACUACACACCCAAGAGGACCAGACCAACAUGUUGCUGCACAAUGUUUCGAAAAUCGAGCGCCUUGCCGAGCGUGAGGCGUCAUCUGCAACACGCACAUCCCGUUUCAUUCCACAGCUGCGGCGGCGUACGCACAGUAAGCGAGGUGCUGUCAGCUCGGAUACUUACUCUGGCGAAAGUGUGUUGGUAAGCGAAAGUCAAAGCUUGAAUCAGAGUCAUAAUGCGACUAUGAGUUUAAGUAACAAAAAUAAAAACAAACACAAACGCAAAUCAUUGCAAUCAUCCAUAAACCUCAACCAAACCAUUACCAAACUCAUUUCUGCACCACACAACAUGCACAAUGCCCUACUCAAGUAUAAUGCUACUAGCACCAAUUCCACCACCAACAACAAAACCAUCACACAAUCCACACCCAAUAUUUGUGUGGCUGCAGCCACACCGGCUUCCAAGCCGCUCAAGCAAUGUGCUUCGGCGAAUCGCCAGCAGCAGCAGCCGCCGCAACAGCAGCAAAUGCAAAAGCAGCAGCUGCAGCAGCGGCGUCGCAAAGCCGUGCCCACUAUUUAUGAUUUUGGGCUAACAUUGCGUGUACAAUUUCAGUCACUGGAUUCCACCAAAUCUGCUACGACAGCGAUGACUACAAGUAGCAGUUCAACAAAUGCUACUACAGCGUCGUCAAGCAGCAGCAGCGUCAUUACCUCCACUCAAAAGACGAAAAAGGAGCGUAGCUUCCUUAUCAAUCACGGCAGUGGCGGUUUUGUGCGUUUGCACCAUAGAAAAGCCAGUCUGGAUGAGAAGGACUCAGGCAGCUGUAGCGGUUCGGGUAGUGGCAGCGGAGGCAGCAUGAGCAAGGAACAACAACGCAGCAGUGUCGAUAUAUCCGUGCUGCUGACAGAUGAUGAGUCGAGCAACAGUCGAAGCGACACGGGUUCCAUGUCUCUCACAACCAUCACAGAUACGCUGGAUUCAAAAUUGCGUAAUCUGCGCAGCGGCUCCGAGUCGAAUGAUGAAAAUGGUUCGCCAGAGUUUCGCAAAAAUCGACGGCACACCCUUGGUCAACCGCUGCAUCUGCAUUCAGAAAACAUUCCCUACGCCGACGAAUCACCUGAGCGUCAUUUUCAUUCCUGCCCUUUGGAUGCACCCAACGUGUUAAUGCUCAGCCGUUCCUGCACCGCCACCAACACAUUGGCCUCGGCGAAAGCGCAUGAGACCAAAGAGCAGCGGGUGGCAGCGGUAUUGUCAGCAUACAAAAGCAACAAACUGCAACAUUCGGCCACUGUGCCCAUAAAUCCUGGCUCGACCACAACCAUCGUGGGUAGCGGCAGCAUACCAUCCACUGCGGCAUCAACACCCACCGCUAUUUUGACGGUAAAAACGACAAGCACACAAGGUGGCAUUGGCGUCGGUGGCAACACAAAUGUUAGCAGCGGUGGUAGUGGUGGAAACUUAGCGCGCAAUUCCUAUUUGGGACGUGGCACACGCUUUUCCAAGCAAGUCUACGAGCAACAGUGUUGCUCGGACGAUGAUUCCGAAGGUUCGACAACAAGUGACCCAAAGGAUUCGCUCAUCAUAGCAUCACCGCCGUUUUUUCUAGAUCGUUACAAUAAGAAACGACGCGAUCAUCGGCUUUUCCGCUCCGCUUCUUUCAAUUGUCGCAAUUAUUCGUCGUCGUCGGGCAGACACAGCAGCAGCGGCGGGCCGCAUCACAACACUGGCGGCUCAGCAUCAGCGUUGACAAAAGAUGAAAAGACUGAUAUGAAUUUAACGAAGAAGCGACAAAUACAAAACAAACAGAAUCGUUCCAUAAAGCGGCGGCACACCGUGGGAGGACCGCACGACUAUGUCGGACCCAAUGGUUGUCCGCCUGCAAAUAGUAACAAUUGCAAUCAUCAUCACACAUGUAAGGUGACCGCAAGUGCAGGUGGCACAACCACCACAACCACAACUGUGCUCCGACGCAUUCCUAUACCAAGCGCUAAUGGCAACAUCAGCAACAACAACAAUAAUAUCAAUACAAAUCUACCGCAAGACAAUGGUAAUGGUGGUGGUGGAGGUGGUGGCGGUGGAGUGGGAAGCGCCGGAAGUGGUAAUAGUGGCAGCAGUGCCGUCAAUGCCGGCGGGGCUACAGUGGCUAUGACGAGUAAUGCGGGAGGCGAGCAUGUAUUAGAAGUUGGCAUACGUAUAAAGAAUAUCAACAGAAGUCGAUAUUAGGAGCGCUAACUAAAUGAGCUAGAGCUUGUGAACUGUUAUGCGCAAAAAUGUGUAAAGUGCAAGCGCAAUGUAGCAAGCGGAAAGAGCAAACUGCAAGAAAAGAGAUAUAAGAAAAAACACCAAUUAGUUAUUAAGUUGAAAAUAUAAAAAGUCAGCAGCGUUCAGUUAUAUGUGUGUGUAAAAAAUAACAAAAAAUUAGAAUUAGCAAAAAAUUUACGUAAGAAAGCAAAAACAACAAACCAAAACAGCAAUGAAAAUGAAAAGCCGAGGAUAUUCAUGCUGUGAGGCACGUACAUUGGAAUUGCACAAAACGUACUGCAUGCAACCUGAACACAUAAUUUAAUUUUGAAACUGUCAGCGCCAUAAGGACAAGCAUUUUUAAGAGUUUUUAAGGUAAACGAAGUAGAAUUUUGUAGAAUUUCAUUUCCGUAUGCAUAUUUUGAAAAGUAUAUUUAAAUUCUUGUAUGCCUACGUACUUCAAAAUUUAUAAACAAAGAAAUUAUUUAUUGGAAAUAUUGCUCAUUUGCUGGACGAAAGUCAGACCCCAAAAAUAAAGAAACCCUUGUUUUUCACCAAGGAAUGCAUCUUUUAUGUUAUAGAAGAAAGUCAUAACAAUGUUUCUAUAAUAUGUAUGACCCAUGAGAAAUAAUUAGUGUUUUCCACUUUGAUUAGCAACUAAAGCUACAAAAAAAUUACUCUCCGGCCAAAGUAAAGAAUUAAAUUGAGGCUUCAUUUAGCUGUAUAUGUUUUUUAGAUUUUGAGUUUCAGACUAAAAACUUAAAGGUCGGGUUUUGAAGAUCUUGCCGUUCGUCCAGCAAACGACUUUAAUAUUUACUAAAAUUUCGUAGGUGGAUAGAUUAUAGAUAGGGAUUAUUUACCUACGCCCAAGAAAACUUUAAAUUUUUUCUUUGUUGCCUUCUUGAUGCUCUUCUGGCUGAAAUUCUGCAGAAAUUGCGCAUUGAUGGACAAGCAACAGAUUGUCAAAAUUUUGUUCAUCACACGACUAAUGGAUGCAGAGUAGCUCAAAUUUUCGAGUAGAACGAAUAGAAAUGUAUCAUGUUGCAAAUUUGCUUCAGCGCUGUAGUAUUGUCGCCUUUAUUAUAUUUACCCUAGUUUACUUUAAAAAUUCAGCUUUGUACAAUAGUCGGUGGGUUAUUCAUUAAAACCAUAGUCGAAUUUAAAAUCAUCUACAACAUUAUUAAAUCAAUUAAAAUUUCGAAUGAAAUAGUGUUUUGAUUAAAUUCGGAACUGAAGACUUGCAAGAUUUAAAAGUUAUUUAUUUUCCUUGUAAAGGAAUAAAAAUGCUGGAUAGGAUUUUUCUGUGCUAAAGUAAAUUCGGUGUAAUUUUCAAAAACAACUUUCCCUUACAACAGUUCCCUUCAUAUCGCAGCAUGAAUGUCCUCCAUG
Rhagoletis pomonella (apple maggot) is the source of this 8403-nucleotide messenger RNA. RefSeq lists its product as uncharacterized. NCBI's taxonomy places the organism in Eukaryota, Metazoa, Arthropoda, Insecta, Diptera, Tephritidae. The record is from RefSeq and is a predicted model, not a curated record. Gene Ontology annotation, molecular function: protein binding. Gene Ontology annotation, biological process: signal transduction.